ACCAUACGAGACUUAACUGCCGCAGUGAUACGAUACCAUAUCACAAUAAUUUGACAUUGGAUAUUUGUAUCGAUUCAAAUAAUACGUUUGUCUUAAAGCUAAGUACUACCUCUGGUAUUAUUUAGUAACGCUAGCCGUUAUAGCAGUUCCGCUAACUAAAGUAAGCCGUGCCAGCUCUUCUUGCCAUGGUCAUUUUCUUCAGCAUGAAAUGAAAUGUUGAAUGAAAGCGAAGAUGUACACCCGACAACUGCAGCUAAAGCGCACCAGAACAGUUUCCAUGCUUUCUACAUGAUGUAAGCUACAACGGGUCUAACUGUGAGGAGAGGGAAGGACUGUACUGACCAAAGAGUCUCAGACUGACCGAAGCAAGCAUCACUCGUAAUGGGGGUCUUGGAGAAUAUAGUGGCCAUGGUGAAGCAGCAUCCAGCUGGUAUUCCUCUUAAAAAGCUAGCUGUAACAUACGGCCAGACAUACCACAAGAACCUGACUCUAUCCACCCUGGGCUUUGACUCUGUGGCUAGCCUGGUAGCUUAUUUAGAUAGGGAUCUGGUAGUGGAGGGGGAACUAGUGCUUCACAAAACUCACAGGCGUCCGAAGCGGGCUGGAGCUGGGGCGUUAACAAAAGCUACAGAAGACAGUAAGAAUAAGGAGAAGGUUCUGGAGGAUAUAGUGGCCAUAGUGAAGCAGCACCCAGCUGGUAUUCCUCUUAAAAAGCUAGCUGUAACAUACGGCCAGACAUACCACAAGAACCUGACUCUAUCCACCCUGGGCUUAGAUUCUAUCACGAACCUGGUAGCCUCUAUGCACAGGGAUCUGGUUUUGGAGGGGGAUUUAGUGCAUUACAAGAACCAUCCCAGUAGUCGUCUGGCCGCCGCUCGGCCAUCAGCAAGCGCUUCAGAAGAUAAGGAGAAGAAACAGAAAGCUCUGCAAAAUCAGCCAGUAGCCGGGAAGCCAGCAAAAGCCAGAGAGGACAGCAGGCCUGCAACACCACAGAGACCUGCAACACCACAGAGACCUGCAACACCACAGAGACCAGCAACACCACAGAGACCUGCAACACCACAGCAACCUGAAACACCACAGAGACCAGAAACACCACAGAGACCAGAAACACCACAGAGACCAGCAACACCACAGAGACCAGCAACACCACAGAGACCUUCUCCAGGUUUCACAGUACCACAGCCAGCGGUGAAAUUGACUCAGGAUCAGCUCUUCCAGAGAGUCAAGGAAGUUAUGAAGAAGUACCAGAUAUCUGCAUCAAUGGACGAGCUCCAAACGUGCUACUUAAAGGAGUAUGGUGAACAGCUUCCCUACACACAGUACAUGUCUAUGUAUGACAGCUAUACAGCAUCUGGCUCUGGUAGUCAACCUUCUCAAUCAGCACCAACAGCAGAACCAAUAGCAGAGCCUCAGAAAACUGCAGUAGCCUGGGAUCUUAAGAAAGAGCCUGAGAGAGAACAGCAGCAGCAGGCCGCCAUGUCCAACUUCCUCUCUGACUUUCCUGCGUUGGGAGAAGCGGCGACCACAGAGAAGAAGAGCAAAACCAAAGAUGGGCCCAAGAGAGAGGGCAGAGGCCCCAUCUUUAGAGAAGCUUAUCACGCCCAGCUGAGGGAGGUCCAUGGAGCUAACAUGCGGGCAGUGGAGGCGUUGCAGGAGGAUGGGGAGGCGAUCUCAGGCUGGAAGAGGAACAGAGUUCUGGAUCAUGACUCCAUCAACAAUCUGAUGGAAGAUGUAAUACGGGACAUCGCUGCAGAAGGAGAGCUGGUUACCAGAGAGAAGGUGGUAUCCAGGGUGUGUGUGCUGAUGCAGAUUCCCUCUUUGAACGCAGGAGGGAUUCAUCCCCGGAAUAUUCAAGCUCUGAAAGACCUUCAAUACAUGAUAAGAGAGAUCCACAUGUUCAUAGAGUGCAGUGAGGCAGUCACAUCCAUCUGUACCCUUUACGAGCUGGGCCAGUCGCUGGCCAGCCUUAAGAACAAGAAGCACUAUGAGGAGCUGCACCUGGGGCCCCUCUGCAAGCUGCCCCUCAUCCACCGCCUCUUCAAGAUCGACAGUAACACCAAGGACGAUGAUAUUCACCAGAUCGAGACGGUCGACAUCUUAAAGCAACUCCGUGUUUUCAGGAGGCAGCAGAACAAGCCCAAAGUAGACCUGGCUGAGUUCAUGAAGUAUCUGGCGGACCAUUACAGCUGUGAGUCUCCCUACGAGCUGGGCGUCAUCAUAAACAGCGUUGGACUGCCCAUAUCGACCUUAUCGAAGGUGAGUCGAGGUGAGCACAACGUCUUGGAGCAAGCCAGGGAGAUGAUCCAGGCAGAGGUGGAGGAGGAGACGUAUGAGCGGCUGAGGAAGAUAAAGAAGAGCGUGAUGGAGCAGAUGCCAGGUUCCUUCUCCUCCAAUGGCAGCUUAGACCUCAGGAAGAAGUAUGUUUCCAUGCCAGCUGCAGAGAUAGCACUGGAAGUCUUCUCUAAUGCUGAGGGGCUGUUCAAUCCCAGGAUGGCUAAGCACAUCCAGAGCUUCCUGCUGCAGGUGUCAUGUAACCGGCUGGCCAAGGCUCUGUUUCAGCUGGCCAUCUGUGGGGGCUCCCUGGCUGUCCCUCUGGACCUGGUGCCCAAAGAUAAGACGUCCAGCACCACGGAACAAACUAAAGAUCAAGAGAAACCCACCACAAACCUCCCCAGCGAAGCCAAAGUGAAGCAGUUCCUUAAAGACACCCUGUCCUCUCAGAGGACAGCCACCACUUUGGCCAGCAUGGCUGCUUUGGAGAAGAAGUUGACCAAACAAUUCCAGGUCAAAGAUUUCCUCUCUUUACAGCAAGGCAACUUUCUGGAGUUCCUGGUUAAACACAUUCAGCUGCUGCAGGAAACACUGGGGUCGACUCUGGCCCUGAGCAGUAGCAGCAUGGACACAGCAGGCAGUGGCUUCAGACCCAGCAGACAAGAUGUGUUCGAGUUCAUCACACAGUGUGGGGACUUUGACCCCUCUGAUCCAGAUGCCCUCCACCACAUUGAGUCAGCUCUGAGAUCCCACUACAGGCUGAGGGACAGCCGGGAGCUGGGCUACGGCUCUCUGCAGAUGCUGGCCGGCCUGGUGCAGCAGCAGAGAGGAUUGGCUGGAGGAGGAAUGAGCCAGGUCUACUACGAGUCAGCAUUGUUCGCCAAACAUAACCACUCCAGCAGUCCCGAAGCCGGCUGUGAGGCAGUGGGGCGUCUCGGGGAGAAGUCCAAGGCCCAGGCCCUGGCCAGCCUGCUCUCCUGCCCUCUGCUGGAGGACCUGAGUGAGUGGAGCCAGUGGGAUCUGAUCUUCAAACCCCUUCAUGGCUCCCUGAGAGAAUUCAUUGAAAGAAAUGCAGCUAAUACAGGCCUAGCAGCAUUAGAGGUCACACCAAGUCUGCUCCUCAGGAUCACCACUCACACAGGAGACAAGCAUUUCUCCAGCGCCGCUAUGAACCUCGACCCUGUGGGCACAGCCGGCCACCUCGUUUCCAUGGUAGUAGCUGACGGCAUCGUCAACGCUCCCACUGCCCUCCUGGCCAAUCACAUGCAGAGCUCCCUGGCAGCAGCUGUGGCGCAAGAAGAUUUGUCCCAGGCUGAAGAGGACGUGUCCUGUUACAGCAGAGUGGCCAAAUUCUUCUUGGCAUGUUUGACACGGAUCCCUGCUAGAACCUGCUGGGCUCUUUUGCAGCAGGUGUUUUUGGAGCCUUUCUCUCGUGUGUUGGGCCAGGCCAAGUCUAAACAGGUCCUGAUCACCGUGGCACAGUCUAACCCGAGCCACAUGAACUGUCUGCACCGGCUUGGGAUCCUCCUGGGCAUCACGGACUGGGUCAAAGACUACCAGAAAAAGCUGAACCCACAACAGAGCCAAACCUGCAAUACGUACACAGCACUGGUGAAACAGGCCAAGUCUAAUUUGACCGAUUCUGAGAGCGGCAGUCUGUCCGCUCUGAAUACGAGUGAAGAUGAGUAUCUAGAGGAGAACAUGAUGGACAACAGCUUCGCCUCCUCCACUCUCAACCAGAGCCUGCAACAAGUGAAUGGCGAGGAAGACCUGGUGGUUGAGGAGGAGGAUGUAGAGGAGAUGUAUGAGUUGACCUCCCUGCCUAAUGGAGAGACAUCAGGCCUCAGCAGUGAGGCUGAAGGAGGAGAGGAGGAGCAGCAGUCAGAAAUGUCUGAAUCCAAUGAAGAUGCUGCCGGCGGCCAAUCAGAAACCACAUCAGAUCUCCAAAGAGCUGUCAUUGAGGACAUCAGGAAGAGUGAGUUCGGUAUCGGUGUAGAGUUGAACGCUGAAGGCCAGAAGCUGAUGCAGGUCCAUUCGGAACGGCUGGGUCGCAGCUUAGACCGCCUCUCCACAGAACUCUACAGCAAGGACACACACUUUGUCCUGGAACUCAUUCAGAAUGCUGAUGAUAACAGUUACCCAUCAGAGGCCGGAGUUGUUCCCGCGCUUGCCUUUGUGGUGGAGAGGGACUGCAUCACCGUGCUCAACAACGAGAGUGGCUUCCAGGACAGGAACAUCAAAGCCAUCUGUGAUGUGGGUCGCAGCACCAAGGGCAAACACAAAUAUGGAUACAUAGGUCAAAAGGGCAUCGGCUUCAAAUCAGUGUUUAAAGUGACCGACUGCCCAGAGAUUCACUCCAAUGGUUUCCACCUGCGCUUCGACAAGUCCUGCGGUCCCAUGGGAUACAUCCUCCCCCACUGGAUGGAAGAGGAGAGGCCUCUGGACACACAGCUGCUGGGCGUCAAUCAGCACAGCUGGACCACUAAGAUCUGCCUUCCUCUGCGCUCCGAGAGCCUUCAGACCAGGAACCUGUUUCAUGACGUGCACCCCUCCCUGCUGCUCUUUCUGCACCGCCUACGCUCCAUCUCCAUCUACAACCAGAGUGAAAAGCGCUCUGUGACGAUGACUCGGAAAGACCUGAGUCACAACAUGUUGGAGGUGGAGCACACAGAGGGGAUUGAGCGCUGGCUCGUGGUCAAAACGGUGGUGCACACCAAGAAGAUCAAAGCGGAUGUUGAGUCCACCGAGCUUGCUCUGGCUUUCCAGCUCAACAACAACAUGACAGAAGGUGACAUUGUGUGUCAGCCACAGAAACAGCCCGUGUUUGCCUACCUGCCCCUGCGCAGUUUCGGCUUCCGUUUCAUCAUCCAAGGGGACUUUGACAUCCCUUCCUCUCGUGAAGAUGUGGACAGAGACAGCCCGUGGAACCAAUGGCUCCGAUCUGAGAUACCGCCUCUCUUCCUGAAGGCCAGGGAUGUCUUCACUGAUCACCCAGAGUUUAAAGGUCUGAAAGGCCUCUGCCAGUUCCUGCAGUUUGUCCCCCUGCCUGAUGAGGUGUUGGACUUCUUCAAGCCUGUUGCCAAGCAGAUUAUUCAAAUGCUGAAGGGCGAGCCGUUCCUGCCUACACUCAGCUCAGAUGGUACGAUUGUGUACAAGCUGCCGUCCAAAGUGGCCGUCUGUCAGGACGCUGUGAUCCGCGACGUGAUUGGUCGAGACGAGCUGGAAAAGCAUCUGUCUCUCUCCUAUCUUCACCCGGGUCUGAGCCCUGCCCCCCCCGCUUCCCUUCUCACUCUCCUGGGAGUCCAAUACCUGCGGGGAUCUGAUGUUACCGCCGUAACCACAGCCAUGGCCAAGGAGCUGAUGGAAGGCACCCAUUCAGAUGGCGACCUGCAUCAGCUUGCCAAGCUGCUGGUUUGCAACUACCGAGCUCUGGAGUAUGGCUACGGAGAGGCAGACUCCAUCCUGAAUACCCUCAGGGAUUUACCCAUAAUCCCCCUUGCUGACGGACGUGUGGUUGCACUAAGUGGAGAAGGAGUGUUCUUUCCAAUGGAGGAAACCAAAACCAGAAAAAAGAAAGCUCAAGCUCAGAUAGGCCCUCUGUCUGCACUGUACAAGGAUGUAAAUGUGGUCCACCCCUCUCUGCUGAGCUGUGUGGAGCCUCUGGAGAGUCAGCAGGUCCGGGAGCUGCUCAGAAGACUUGGGGUUCACGACCUGGAGCCUCAACAGCUACUGGAGCAGCACAUCUACCCCACCAUACAGAGCAACAAAUGGAAGUCGAAGCCUGAAGCAGUGCUGGUGAGCUACCUGGUUUUCAUCAAGCUGCAUUCCUCCUCCAGCCAGGAGUACUCCGACACUGCAGUACCCGUCCUCACCAACAAGGGUCUGCUGUGCCCCACCACUGAGAGGGUGCACUUCUCUGAAGAGUACGGGAACAUCGACCUGCCAAAUAACCUGCCUGGCUUUGAUUGGGUGUUGCUGAGUCCCUGCUAUGUGCAGACAGACGGCGAUGUAGCAGGCUGGAGAGAGCUGUUCAGCACACUGGGGGUCCGAGACGGUCUCAUCAUCCGCAAAGAGCGACAAACACUCACUGCUAAAGAACUGGCUUCCACUCCAUGGUCUGUGGAAAGUGCAAUGUGGCACCAGAAGCCAGGAGAGGGCUUUGUGCUCGAUGACUACCCCUGUGAGGAGUUUGAAGCCCUGGCCACCGCCCAGCUGCCCGAACACCUCCUGCUGCAGCAGAGGAGCGCCCUGCUCAAGCUGCUGGCGAUAAACUGGGAUGCAGGACACCGCUACUCUCAGUACGUCACAGCUCAGCUGCUGGACAGUGAUGGACACCCGAUCAAAAGCAUCAAGUCCUCCUUCUACCACUUCCUGUGUAAUCUCAAAUGGGUUCCAGCCUAUCGCCUGCUGGAAGGAGACCAGAAAGAGGUAAAGUACCUCCGUCCAAACUCCGUCUACCUGGCCUCACCUGAGAUCAUCGGCCUGCUGGGGACUCACGUCUGUUAUGUGGAAAUGGACCCCAGCGAGUUCAGCAGAGCUCUAGGAAUGAGACAAAGCAUCGCAGUGGAUGCUCUGAUAAACUACCUGAAGGAAUGGUGUGUCAAACCACAAGCUGACGAUCAGGUGCAGCUCCCCGGGGAAUUAGAGGGGGCGGAUUUCACUUCCACUGUGGAGCACAUCCACAAUGUCUACACCUAUCUGAAUCAGAACUGUACCCAGAGCAACCUGAAGGAUCUGUUCCAGCACAACCCUGCUGUAUUUAUAGCACACAACAGGCGAAAUGAUAGCUGGUGUUCCGGACGUUUCUACCACCUGAAGGAUGUGUGCUGGAGUGACCCCACUGGGAUGUUCCAGCGCUACAGACCACUGACUCAGGGGCCAGACAGCCCUGUGCAGCAGCCCAACGUCCUGGGACCCUUCUACAGCCUGCUGGAUGGCAUGAAACAGUUCUUCACCAUGCGGCUGAAUGUGGAUUCCAGUCCCAACAUGAAGCAGUAUGUGGGUCUGUUGGAAGUGAUCUGCUCAUCGUCUCCCAUCCCUACUGCUGAAGUGCUACAGGAUGUGUCAGUGCUCUAUGCCAGACUCGCUAUGAAGUGUUAUAUUCAAACGUCUAGUGACCCGGAAAACACCCCUCAGUCCCAGCUCAAUUCUGGGUACUGCUCCACGUUGAAGGCUAUGGUGUCCGAUAAAAGGGUCUUCCCCACCAAGGAUAAUAGCUGGGUGAGCCUGGCACGCAAACCAAUGAUUGCUGACAACAGAGAGGUGGAAAAGAUCUUCAAACCCCACAAGCAGAUCUGUCUGCUCAACCUGCCUCCAGCAGAGAAGAAGACGGCUCCCAGGACCAAGACCGGGAAGUUUGGGCCGGGUGAAAGAGCUAACACUGUUUUUGCUUUCGACGAGAUGGACCGAUCUUUGUUUCUGGAGAUCUGUGGGAUCCGUUUGCUGUCCCAGUGUGUGAAGACCUAUCCUCAGACAGAGAACCUGAGACCCUGCCCGGCCAUGCAGUCAAUGGUGCACUUUGUGACCCCCUACAUCCAGAGGUUCCUGUACUACCACGACGAUCUGGCUGCACUCUACCCAGAUCUGAUCAACAACAACAUCGGAGCGAAAAUCAAGAAACUCACCUUUCGACAGGUGGGUAAGCUGUACAUCCGCUACCAGCUGGAUGUGGCUGACAGUGAGGAAUCGUUGGUUGAGCUGGUGGAUGUGAUCUGUCUGCUGCAGGACGAGAAGGAGCUCUACAUCCAGAAAGAUCACCUCUCAGCCAAGCUGGACAUCUUCAGGGAGCUGGUGAAACUGUUCUGCACAGAGAGCAGCCACAGAAUAGAGCUGACGCAUUUCCUGAGCGGCCUGAUUACCUCUGUCGAUGAUGAAAGAUCUCUGAAGAGAUUCUUAGCCAAGGAGGACAUCAGAGAGCUGCCCAGUGAGGAGGAGCUGUGGGAGGUGCCCGAGCCCCCCAAACCAGAAAUGAUCCCGGACAGAGUGCCAUCAAGGAGCUACUCCUCCAUGAGUUCCCAAGAGGAGCCCCCCCGCGCCCCACAGGAGGAUGGGGAGCCAACACUGGCUUGCUGGCCCCCUAGAGCAUCUUUACAUAGCACUGGAGGCAGCGGCACAGCAGGCCAGACAGACAACGGUGUGGUGGAUGCAGUCAUGAAGAUGUGGCCCCCUCCAGCUGGGCCUAAAGACAGGGACCCAGAGAUGGACAGAGGAAGCAGCCAGGACCUCCCCCAGAGUCCCAGCAGCUACGAGGGGAACCAGCACCCCAGGAGCAUGAGCAGACUGUCCGACCAGGCCGGCCUCCAGCGGGUCCUCAACCCAUCAGGCCAGCCUCGCCCUGCUGCUGGGAGCCCCAACACACUCUCACCUUCAGAGCACAGCCAGCAGAGUGAGACUGAGAAUAAAGACGGAAGCCUGGCUGCUCCCAGACCAGCACAGAGCCAUCAGUCUGCACCGCCUGCCGAGACAGCCAACCAGCAACCUGCUCCAAACAGCCUUGCUGUCCCUGAUGCUGUGGUGCUCCCCAGCAUGUUUCAGGGGGUUGCAGAGACCCAGCGUCCCCCACUGAACCUAGACUUCCCGCUAUGGAACAAACUGCAGCCUCCUCAGACCACCCUGGAGGACAUGGAACUCACCUGCCAGAGACCCACCACUGUGGUGUUAUCUGAAGACCCGAUUGACGCGUCAGCGAUCGGAGAGUGGGGGGAGCAGCUGGUCAAUUCCUUCCUGUGCCACUGGAGAGACAGCGCGGACCCUGGGCGCCCCAAACAAAUCUUGUGGUGCAACGACAGCGGAGAGAGCGGGACGCCCUACGACUUCAAGCUGACGUUCGGACCUGAAGGGGGCCCGGGGGUGGUGUACGUGGAGGUGAAGGCGACUAUAAAGAAGGAGAAGUCGUUCAUCAACCUCUCUGCCAACGAGCUGGACUUCGCACUGAAAGAGAAGGAUCGUUAUCACAUCUUCAGAGUGUACAGCGCCGGGGACGCUACCAACGUGCGCCUGUGUCGCAUUCAGAACCUGGCGCAGCACCUCCACACUAAAGACCUGUUCCUUUACCUGUUUGUAUAAGUUCCUUUAAUGUUUGUGAAGAUAUUUGCACUAUACCAACUUACAACACAAACCUUGGCUAGCGUGUGCUCACUGUUCGUCCUGACUGCACUGAUAGUAUUUGUUUUAAUGUGCCUAUGCUACUAUUCAUUUUAAGUUUCUUAUUUUCCUAAUUGAUGAGAAAAACAAGUGCUCAUUCCUUUUUAGUUCUGUCCAAAAUAUUUUAAAAACUGUUUUAAAAAUGUAACAUUUUAAAGUUGACAUACUGAAAGUUGUAUUCCUUUUUACUUACCUUGACUCUAGCAUUCCUUUAGAAUAAAAUCAUUUUUCUGGA
This is a messenger RNA of Eleginops maclovinus (Patagonian blennie), 9652 nucleotides long. RefSeq lists its product as uncharacterized. The record is from RefSeq and is a predicted model, not a curated record. The transcript is spliced from 49 exons. NCBI's taxonomy places the organism in Eukaryota, Metazoa, Chordata, Actinopteri, Perciformes, Eleginopidae. Bases 382 to 9339 code for a protein of 2985 amino acids.